UUACUCCACAUCAGGUUUGAAUAUUGCUUAUUGCGUUUGAGACUUCAACAGCAUAAGGUCGUAGCUGGUAUUUCAGUGCGUGAAUUCAAGAUGGGUUUCGGACAAUCGUCUUUAUUUCUGAAAAUCGGAUUUAUUCUGAUUAUAGUGGCUCUCGUAAUCCAGAUUUUGGGAGUUGCUUUACCAUACUGGUAUCAGAAAGAGUACUCGAGCAGUGUUAGUGCCAAUGGUGGACUGUUUAGAUUUUGUACGGAAAUUUCAAAUACGAAAUCGUGCUCCAAUAUCGAAAAUGCAUCAGACUGGUGGCAAGCUGUUCAAGCGUUCGAGAUUAUUGGGCUUCUCAUUCUGGUGGCUUCUCUCGUACUGUGUAUUAUUGUACUGUUUAUCAAGAAUGACAUGAAGGUUUUGAAACUUAUAAACUGGAUUCUGUGCUUUUGUGCAUGUGGCUUCAUCAUCAUCGGUAUCAUCAUCUACGGAGCUGAAGCAUCUGGGGUUCUCGAGGAAUACUCUGGGGCGUUUGCUAUCACCAUCAUUGCUGGGAUUGUGGCCCUCGUUGCCGGUGUUGUGUGUCUCCUCGACUGGAUGGGAAAGGGGACUCCUGCAUAAAGACAGACAGACAUUGUAGAAAACAUUUACAAAUAUGACGGACAACUAUAAGAAUUCAAUUGACCUGAGAGAAAAUUAAUUAAAUUAGAAUUAUUUAAGUAUCUUAUGAUAUGACAUUUGAAAACAGCUCAUCAAAAGUUUAAAAUUUAUAGAAACAUUGAACUUACUUUCGGAUGAUACUAGUGAAUUGUACUGGUGGUUUAUACCGUGAAAAAAACCCACACAAACUUUGUCUCAAACUGAAAGUAAUGCUUAGAAUUAUAUAAAUACUCAAACAGUAACUGUGAUCGUAUGACAUGGUAUAAGUGCUUACUUUUUUGAUAUAAAGAGAACGGUAUUUUAUAAAGCUGUGAGAACUUGUUACCCAACCCUUUAGCAUUAACUGUAACUUGUGUUGCGUAAUUGAGGUGUAUUUAUGGUGUAAAUUAGGAAUGCAAUUAACAUAAAAAAUAUUGUUAGAACAUUGGUAUAUGAAUAAAUAGAUUAUGAAAGUGGAA
This is a messenger RNA of Mercenaria mercenaria, 1100 nucleotides long. RefSeq lists its product as uncharacterized. Gene Ontology annotation, cellular component: plasma membrane. The record is from RefSeq and is a predicted model, not a curated record. The coding region runs from base 91 to 603 and encodes 170 amino acids. The transcript is spliced from 3 exons. Lineage: Eukaryota; Metazoa; Mollusca; Bivalvia; Venerida; Veneridae.